This is a messenger RNA of Ananas comosus (pineapple), 1779 nucleotides long. Its product is annotated as phospholipase A1-II 5-like. The transcript has 4 exons. Gene Ontology annotation, biological process: lipid metabolic process. The record is from RefSeq and is a predicted model, not a curated record. NCBI's taxonomy places the organism in Eukaryota, Viridiplantae, Streptophyta, Magnoliopsida, Poales, Bromeliaceae. Bases 104 to 1585 code for a protein of 493 amino acids. Gene Ontology annotation, molecular function: glycerophospholipid phospholipase A1 activity.
UCAACCAACCAUUCUCUAUCCCCACCAUAAUACUACAACAUCCCACCUGCAACACCUCCCCACCCCAAAAAUUAAAAAAAAAAAAGAACACCACAUCACAAAUAUGGCAGCAGCAGCAGCAGCAGCAGCAGAAACAACAGUAGUAGUAGUAGCAGAAGAAGAAAAAAAACAAGAACAAGAUCAAAAACAAGAAGAAGGAAAAGGGGAGAAGCUGAAUCCGACCUGGGCCGAGCUGCUCGGGUCGGAGCACUGGCGCGGGCUUCUCGACCCCUUAAACCCGGCCCUCCGCCGCCUCAUCCUUCUGUCCGGCGACCUCUGCCAGGUGACGUACGACGCCUUCAACGACGACCGCAACUCCGCCUACUGCGGCAGCUGCCGCUACUCCAAACCCUCCCUCCUCCGCCGCGUCGCCUUCGUCCCCCCGCCCUCCGCUCCCGCCGCAGGCCUCGCCGUCUCCGCCUACCUCUACGCCACGUCCCAGGUCUCCCUGCCGGAGGGGUUCCUUCUGUUCUCAAAGUCGCGGGAGGCGUGGAGUAGGGAGUCGAAUUGGAUCGGGUACGUCGCCGUCGGCGACGACGUGGACGGGGGGCGGGUCAUCUUCGCGGCGUGGCGCGGCACGAUACGGACGCUGGAGUGGGCCGACGUGCUGCAGCCGGAGCUCGUGUCCAUCGACGACAUCCUCUCUUCAUCCCCUGCCGGCGAUGACGGCGAGCUGGACAAGCCCAAGGUCAUGAAGGGAUGGCACGUGAUAUACACGUCGAGCGACCCCAAGUCCCCGUUUUCAAAGCUGAGCGCGCGCGCGCAGUUCCUCUCGGCCAUCAGGACGCUCGUGGCGCGCCACGCCGCCGAGAGCGCCGGCCGCGGCCUCAGCAUCGUCUGCACCGGCCACAGCCUGGGCGCGGCGCUCGCCACGCUCAGCGCCUUCGACGUCGUCGAGAACGGCAUCGCCCGGGUCGGCGGCCGGCCCGUGCCCGUCGCCGCGAUCGCCUUCGGGAGCCCGCAGCUCGGCAACGCGGCGUUCAGGAAGCGGCUGGAGUCGCUGCCGAAUCUGCGGGUGCUGCAUGUUAAGAAUAAGCCGGAUCUCAUUCCGCUGUACCCGAGUGGCCUUCUCGGGUACGUUGACGCCGGCGACUUGCUGGUGGUGAACUCGCGGAAGUCGCCGUACUUGAAGGACUCUAAGAACCCCGGCGACUACCACAACCUCCAGGGAAUACUCCACACGGUGGCGGGGUGGAGCGGGGAGGGUGGAGAUUUCAAGCCGCAGGUGAAAAGGAGCGUGGCGCUUGUGAACAAGUCGUCGGCGUACCUGAAGGACGAGUACCUCAUACCGGAGUCGUGGUGGGCGGAGAAGAACAAAGGGAUGGUGCUCGGCGACGACGGGGAGUGGCGGCUCGCGCUGCCGGCAGAAGAGGACCUCCCCGUCCCGCCGCCGGACGGGAUGGCGGAUAUGGUCAGCUUUGACGCCGCUUCCGAUAAAAAUGUGGAUGGGGGUAAGGGGACCAAGGGAGAAGAUGUAGAUGUGCCUGUUGUGAAGAAGCCAAAGAAGAGUUUCUCUCUAGUUUACUGCUUCCGGGCGAUUGAAUAGAAGGCCCAGAGCCAGAGGUGUGUGAUGUGUAAUUCGUAAUGGUGUGAUCUUAGAACAUGUUACAGAUACAUCAUGUGUAAUGCGUAAUGGUCCUGUGCAGAACAUAUUAUAUAUAGUUGUAUGUAGCCAAUAUAUAGAACUUACUUAUUCUGUCAAUAAUAAAAAUUAUGCAAAAAUUAUGUUGUGGAUAUCAA